Molecule: messenger RNA, 3603 nt
Organism: Cyanidioschyzon merolae strain 10D
Lineage: Eukaryota; Rhodophyta; Bangiophyceae; Cyanidiales; Cyanidiaceae
Product: DNA topoisomerase II
Exons: 1
Coding region: 1-3603 (1200 amino acids)
Biological process (GO): resolution of meiotic recombination intermediates; DNA topological change; sister chromatid segregation
Cellular component (GO): nucleus
Molecular function (GO): ATP binding; DNA binding; DNA topoisomerase type II (double strand cut, ATP-hydrolyzing) activity
Source: RefSeq, a predicted model, not a curated record
AUGCGCUCACUAGGCGAUAUUCGGCUCGUAGAGCGCCUUGUGCAGCCGCAUCUGCGAAAGCAGCGCUUUUCUACACUCAUCGAAGCAACAUACCAACGCUUAACCCCGCGUGAGCAUGUGCUUAAACGGCCAGAGGUCUACCUUGGACCGGUCGAGAGAAUCGAGCGCCGCCUGUGGAGCAUUCCUGCAACUUCUGCAACUGUCGAGCAAGUCAUCCAUGAAGGACGCAUCACCCUCCGCCAAGUGCAUUAUUCGCCUGCACUGUACAAAAUCUUCGACGAGAUUCUUGUGAACGCCAUAGACAACGCCCGCCGUGAUCCCCACACCGAUGCCAUCGAUAUUUGGCUGCCUCUAGAAGACUCCGCAUCGACUUCGAAGCGAACACUGCGUAUCCGGAAUACGGGACGAGGUAUUCCGGUUGCCAUGCACCCACGGGAACACUUGUACGUACCAGAGCUGAUCUUUGGACACCUGCUCACCGGCUCGAACUUUGAUGACACGGAUGCUUCGGUGCGUCUGACGGGAGGUCGUCACGGCUACGGAGCCAAGCUGACCAACAUCAUGUCCAAGCGAUUCGCUGUAGAGACCAUCGACGAGCAGCGGUGUCUGCGAUACCGCCAGGUUUGGCAAAACAAUAUGAGCACGUGUUCCGCACCAGAAAUCGAAGCUGUUUCACCAGCGAUUGCCCAGCAUCCGUAUACUGAGAUCGAGUUCGAACCCGACCUGGAACGCUUCGGUCUCGACCGCUGUGGCGAUCGAGACACGCUCAUGCUCAUGGCGAGACGGGCCUUCGAUGCUGCUGGCAUCCUGCCUAACGUUCGGGUUCGCUUGAAUGGUACUCCACUUGCCCUGAAUGGAUUCGCUGAGUACGUACAGCGGCACGGGACGGAUGCAGAGCCGUCGAUCAUUCUCCAACCAAACGCUCACUGGGAAAUCGGUCUGCGGGCACUCACUCAGGCGGAGCAGGCAGCACCGAUGGUGUCCUUCGUGAACGGAAUCGCCACGUUCCAAGGCGGCAGUCACGUGCAGUGUAUUCAGGAGCUGCUCUGCCGUCGCAUCGCAGACCGGAUAGCUGCUCGUUACAAGUCGCUUCGCUGUGUGCUGACUCCGUCUCUGGUUCGAUCCCAGCUCUUGCUCUUCGUGAACUGCCUCGUGAACCGACCAGCUUUUGAAUCGCAAAGUAAGGAAAUGCUCACGAGCCGCCAACGAGACCUACUUGCCACACUGCCGGAGCAGUUUCCAACGGAAAACGAAUUGAACGACGCGCUUGAACAGACGAAACUUAUGGAGCGCAUCCUCGCCGCUGCUGAGGAACGGCUAGCUGCAGAGGUACGUGGCUCCCGCCCAGUAUCAGCACUGGUUGCUUCGGCAUCACGAGGCACCGGAGCACUCCGUCGCCUUGCCAUUCCGAAACUGGAAGACGCGAACGCCGCGGGUGGUCCCGACUCCUCACGCUGUACCCUGAUCCUUACGGAAGGCGACUCGGCGAAGGCGCUCGCUAUGGCCGGUCUCAGCGUCGUUGGACGAGACUACUAUGGUGUCUUCCCGUUGAGGGGUAAGCUCCUGAAUGUGCGGGACUGUCAUCCGAGACAACUAGCUCAAAAUGAGGAAGUUAAUAACUUGCGCAUCAUUCUAGGAUUGGAGUUUGAUCGAGACUACUCGACCCCUGAAUCCCGCAAGGCCCUACGCUACGGACACGUGAUGCUCAUGACCGACCAAGACCACGACGGAAGCCAUAUCAAGGGUCUCAUUAUGAACUUGUUCGACUUUUUUUGGCCCAGUCUACUCGAAGGCGGCGAUUUUUUAGAGGCAUUCAUGACACCGAUCGUCAAGGCCGCUGCCAAACACGGUGGCGCAGUCCAGAGUUUUUUCACGAUCACCGCAUUUCGUGAGUGGUGGGAGCAGCUUCCCGCCUCGCAACGGCAUCACCAUUGGCUGAUCAAAUACUACAAGGGUUUGGGCACGUCGACCAGUGCCGAGGGCAAGGCCUAUUUCCGGGAUCUCGAGCGUCAUCGCAUCCGCUUCGCUCCAGUUGCUCCCGGUGACCGCCAUCAACUCGACUUGGCAUUCAACCGAUCACGGGCGGAAGAACGCAAGCGCUGGCUUGCCGAGCUCGACACGGCAACGCCACGUGACGCUGGAGACGCACCCCUUGAGACGAACGCAUCAUCAGACGCAGGCGUAUCGCUGGCGACUUUUGUCAACCGGGAACUGGCGCUCUAUUCCUAUGCCAAUAACGUGCGUAGCAUUCCGUCAGCGAUCGAUGGCUUGAAGCCGGCGCAGCGCAAGGUACUCUACGCGUGCUUGAAAAGGGGCCUCGUGCGUGACAUGAAAGUUGCCCAACUUGCGGGCUACGUAGCCGAGCAGACUGCCUACCACCAUGGUGAAGAGUCGCUGCACAGCACCAUUGUGCGUAUGGCUCAGGAUUUCUGCGGAGCGAACAACCUUCCCCUGCUGCAGCCGCUCGGGCAGUUUGGCACUCGUCUGCUCGGUGGCAAGGAUGCCGCCUCCGCCCGAUAUAUCUACACUUGCUUGUCGCCAGUGACACGCAAGAUUUUUCCCGCUUCGGACGAUCCGCUCUUGACAUACUGCGAAGACGACGGCCAGCAGAUCGAGCCCGAGUACUUUGUGCCAAUCAUUCCAAUGGCACUCGUGAACGGCAUCGACGGGGUCGGUACCGGCUGGUCGACGACGCUACCCCCCUUUCACCCGCUGGAUAUCAUCCACAAUGUUCGGUGUCUGCUGCAAGGGAGAUCACCAAAGCCGCUGAAACCGUGGUAUCGACGUUUCCGUGGCCAAAUCAUUGCCCAGAGUGAGCUCGUAUUCGUGAGCCGUGGGUGCGUCGAACGUUUGUCCAGCACGACCUUCCGUGUUCGUGAGCUCCCAAUAGGACGCUGGACUGAAUCGUACAAGGCGUUUCUCCAUGAACUCACGGAAGCGGGUGUUCUCAAAGGAUUCCGCGAGUACCACACCGACGAGAACAUAUGUUUCGAGUUGGUCAUGACGCGUGCGAACGCCCAGCGCCUCGAAGAACGCGGUGAGGGUCUCUGGCGACACUUGCGCCUCGAGAGCACCAUAUCCUGCACCAAUAUGCAUCUGUUUGAUGCCAGAGGCCGCAUUCGUAAGUAUGAAACCCCACUGUCAAUCUUGGAAGAUUUCAUGAUAGAGCGAGAGCGUUUAUACCAGAAGAGACUCGAACGCGAAUGCCAGGAACUGGAGCGAAAAUUCGCCAGUGCACAGAAAAGGCUCGCAUUCGUGGAACUGGUGGUGAGCGGCAAGCUGGAGCUGUUUGGCCGCUCGCUAAACCAAGUCCAGCGAGAUAUGAUCUCGUUGGGCAUAUCACCCGACGAGGCUACGGGCUCUCUGGAGGCGCUUCUCGCCACACCAGUCCGCCUCCUGACUCGAGAGGAGGCCCAGCGGACACGCGACGAGACACGUCACUGGCGAGCGCGUUGGGAGGCGUCGCGCGCGGCAACGCCACGCAGUGUAUGGCAGGCGGAGCUCGCCGAACUUGAACGAACCGUCAGGAGUAUGCUCGCAAACGACAAGGCCAGCUCCGGUGCUGACAGGUCGCAUGUGAGCGAGCACAGCGCUGAGAGCUAG